Malus domestica (apple) is the source of this 1324-nucleotide messenger RNA. The record is from RefSeq and is a predicted model, not a curated record. NCBI's taxonomy places the organism in Eukaryota, Viridiplantae, Streptophyta, Magnoliopsida, Rosales, Rosaceae.
UAGAACAUCAUUCAAUCAGACUUUUAAUUUGAUUUUACUGAUCAUGUAUAUAUAGGAUUAAAGCCAUUUGUGACACUCUUUCAUGGGGAUGUUCCCCAAGCUUUAGAAGAUGAAUAUGGUGGUUUCUUAAGCCCUCGUAUUGUCGAUCAUUUUAAAGACUAUGCGGAACUUUGUUAUAAGGAAUUUGGUGAUCGAGUCAAGCACUGGUUCACGGAAAAUGAGCCAUAUACUUUUAGUUACAUGGGUUAUGCUGUUGGUACUCAAGUACCGGGACGCUGCUCUUCUUGGCAAAACCUAAACUGCACCGGUGGAGAUUCAGCCAUUGAACCAUACUUGGUGGCACACCACCUUCUUCUUGCUCAUGGAGCAGCUGUAGAAUUGUACAAGAAUAGAUAUCAGGCAACUCAAAAAGGCCUGAUAGGGAUAACAUUGGUGUCAGACUGGUUUGAGCCUGCUUCGGAUUCAAAGCAAGAUAAAGAUGCUGCCUUACGAUCUUUGGAUUUUAUGUUUGGAUGGUUUUUGGACCCAUUAACAAGUGGUGACUAUCCACACACCAUGCGAUCAAUUGUUGGGAAAAGAUUGCCCAAAUUCACAAAAGAACAAUCCAAGUUGCUAAACGGAUCAUUUGAUUUUCUUGGAAUAAAUUAUUAUACUGCUAGAUACGCAAGUAGUGCACCCAACAACAAUUCACUACCGGCAAGCUACGUAACAGAUUCUCGAGCUGAUCUUACAACUGAGCUUAAUGGAGCACUCAUUGGUCCACAGGCUGCUUCAGAUUGGUUAUAUGUAUAUCCAAAAGGAAUUCACGAUCUUGUGCUUUACACAAAGGAAAAAUAUAAUGAUCCACUAAUUUAUAUUACUGAGAAUGGUGUAUCAGAGUUGAAUAAUCCAGAACUAUCACUUGAAGAGGCCCUUCAUGAUACCAGUAGAAUUGACUACUACUAUCGUCACCUGUGUUACCUUCAAGCGGCGAUCAAAAAUGGCGCGAAAGUGAAGGGAUACUUUGCAUGGACAUUGUUAGACGACUUUGAAUGGACUGCCGGAUACACUGUCCGAUUUGGUUUAAACUACGUGGAUUAUAAAGAUGGCCUGAAAAGAUACCCAAAACUCUCAGCACACUGGUUCAAAAAUUUUCUUAAGAAGAAUAAAUUCAAAGAAAGCUACAGUUCAUUAUAAACAUUUAAGUGGAUAAUUUUUUUAUUUUUUUUUAUGUAUUUAUAUUUCAAUUCCUUAUGCAUUUGUAUUUCCUUGCAAUAAUGUAAACAUUCUUUGAGAUUCAAUAAUUCAAUAAAAAGCUAUAAGUGCUGUGAAUGCUACAAUAAAA